Messenger RNA from Marchantia polymorpha subsp. ruderalis, 1052 nucleotides. Lineage: Eukaryota; Viridiplantae; Streptophyta; Marchantiopsida; Marchantiales; Marchantiaceae. The record is from the annotation of a GenBank genome assembly.
AGAAAUUGCUUUGACAACGCGAACGCUGGUAGGGGAGUACUACAUUGCAACCUCGGCCUGGCAAUCGUUGACAGAAGCAUGAUGGCAACAGAAAGCAGAAUUGGCCUGGUGUUUUGACGGCACAUCUCAUCUGGGGAAGAAAGAUGUGGAUUUAUGCUGGGUGAUUGACCGACCGCUCAUAGAUCUGGAGUCUGUAGCGGGUGGUGGCAGCAAGCUACAUCUCUACUGUUGUCGAAGAUGCAUGCGGGCUUAUUCUGUUCAAUGUAGGAAAGUGUCUGGCCGAUCCCCACGUGAGGAGAGGUCAGAAGGUGUCAUUCGGGAGAUGGCCCUACAAAAGCAACGUAAAGCUUAGAUACCAAUGUCCAAGUCUGCCAAGCACAAUCUGCCUACAACCAGUAUAGGCCUGCAGAUUUGGCAAGAUUCACAAAGGAGCCGUGAGGCGGGGGAAUGGAGUAAUAGGGCUUAGUGAGCUCAUCAUCGUGAAGAUUUAGACUCGAAAAAUUCGGUGACAGUACUAGGAAGUUGGCUUCUGACAUCCGGCAGCCAUGGCGUUCUUUGCCAAGACUGCAGUUCUCCUCCUCCUGUGGGGACUGCUUCUGUUCUGGACAAUCGAAUGACUCAUAUUUCCCACGGAGCCAGGAAUGGAGUACAAGGCGGGAGCCAUUAAGGACACUCGGUCAGAUUUCUUGAACUUGAGUGGACCCUACUAUCUCAUGUACACUCUGCCCGUGUUCCUCUUUGCGAUUCUUACUCUCGUUUACUUGGAGCUUCUACGAAAGUAUCCCGAGCGUGAGCAAAGGACCAGCGAGCUGCCAAAAUGGAGUCGAUUUUGGGCAAAAUUUUCCAAUGCUAUGUGGACACAGUCUAUUCUAGUGGGAACUCCAAUGGGUAUUUUGACAGCAGCCGAUUUGGCGUUGAUCACUGUUGUGGGCUUUGGUUUCCUUCUGUUGUUCUGCAACCGGCUGCUGCCUGCUCUUGACCUCGUCGAUCACACCCAGAUGAAGCCUGGAAGAGAAAGGUACUCGUUUUCCUAUUGCAUUCAAUGACCCGGA